This is a messenger RNA of Cimex lectularius (bed bug), 1732 nucleotides long. It is a transcript of the gene eEFSec, whose product is annotated as selenocysteine-specific elongation factor. The record is from RefSeq and is a predicted model, not a curated record. Gene Ontology annotation, biological process: selenocysteine incorporation. The coding region runs from base 106 to 1698 and encodes 530 amino acids. The transcript has 5 exons. Gene Ontology annotation, molecular function: translation elongation factor activity; GTPase activity; GTP binding. NCBI's taxonomy places the organism in Eukaryota, Metazoa, Arthropoda, Insecta, Hemiptera, Cimicidae.
AAAUUUGAAACGAUUGUUUUUAUCAGCGAGGCGGAGGUUCUUCGAGGGUUACCGCCCGCGAAACAAAACCGACGAGCUUUCGGCUUACGGGCUUACUGUGGAGGAAUGACUUUGAAUGUGAACGUCGGCCUCAUGGGGCACGUCGACUCGGGGAAAACGAGCCUCGCAAAAGCUCUGAGCUCCGUCGCGAGCACGGCUUCCUUCGACAAAAGCCCGCAAUCUCAGGAAAGGGGCAUCACCAUCGACCUAGGAUUCAGCUCGUUUUACGUCGAUGCUCGCGACUACCUCGCCGAUUCUGAUUUCCAACUAUUACAAUUCACCCUAGUCGACUGUCCUGGACACGCGUCAUUGAUCAAAACCGUCAUCGGAGGUGCCCAGAUAAUAGAUAUCAUCAUACUUGUGAUCGAUAUCACAAAAGGAGUUCAAACGCAGACAGCAGAAUGUCUUGUUAUAUCAGAAAUCAUAAACAAACCGAUGUUAAUAGUUUUGAACAAGAUAGAUCUGCUUCCAAGCGAAAAGCAGCAAAGUGGUAUUGAUAAGGUUGUAAAAAAAUUGCAAAUAACAUUAAAAAGCACACCAUUUAGUAAUGCUUCCAUAGUACCAACCUCAGCAAUAAGGGGACAAGACGAUCCUAAGAAAGAAGGCUUCAGUGAGUUGAUAAACAAAUUAUGUAGAAUGGUAAAAGACGUAGAAAGGCCUGUGAACAAGCCUAUGUUAUUAUCUGUUGAUCAUUGUUUUAUCAUUAAAGGUAAAGGUACAAUCAUGACAGGUACCAUGAUCCAAGGCCAGCUCGAAUUAGGCAAUAAUAUAGAGAUUCCAGCCUUGAAGGAAAUCAAAAAGGUCAAAUCAAUGCAGACUUUCAAGAAGGAUGUGAAGAAAGUUCAAGCAGGGGACAGGGUUGGCAUUUGUGUCACCCAAUUUGACCCCAAGUCUCUGGAGAGAGGACUGAUCUGUGCUCCUGGUUACAUCAGUCCUUUGUUCGCAGUCGUAAUCAAAAUGAAGAAAGUAACGUACUAUCGCAAUACGAUAUCAAGCGGUUCUAAAUACCACGUGAGCAUCGGUCAUGAAACUGUUAUAGCGAAAUUGACACUGUUUUUAGAAUUAAGCGAAAAAGCUGAGUUUAAUUUAGAUAAAGACUACCUUUUCUUGGACGAAUAUAAUGAUUCAGAACAAAGAGUAUGUUACGCCUUAUUGCAAUUUGAGCAUAGUGUAUUAUCCCCUAGUAAUAGUUUAAUAAUUGGUUCAAAAUUAGACAUGGAUGUGAACGCGCCGAGCUGUCGUUUGGUUUUUCACGGCAUAUCUCUUUUUGACGUAUCAGACAGAAAUUACGAAACAUCCCUUCUGCCCAAAUUGAAACUUUUCAAGUACAAACAGAAAACAGGCGUCGUCUACAAAAUGAAUAAUUCCACUGACAUAAUUGCAAAAUCUCUUUUUAAAAAAGAAACAAAAAUGUACAAUUUUACAAAUUUAAAAAUUACACUUUCAACUGGUGAAAAUGGUUACAUUGAAAGUACUUUUGGCCAGGGUGGAAAAGUCAGGAUAACAAUUCCAGAAGGCCUCAGACAAGAGACAGAACAUAUUUUGAAAAAAAUGUCAAAAUGUAGUGACACUACUUUGAAUAAUGAAAGUGUCAAAGUUUUCUUAAGAUUUAAAAGAUACAUUUAUGACAGAGAUAAAAAAAUUAUUCAAAAUGAGUAAUUGUUUAGUACAGCUUUAAUUAUUAAUAACAAAU